Molecule: messenger RNA, 918 nt
Organism: Aureobasidium vineae
Lineage: Eukaryota; Fungi; Ascomycota; Dothideomycetes; Dothideales; Saccotheciaceae
Source: the annotation of a GenBank genome assembly
AUGUUACUCGCCUUGAAGAACCUCUUCAGGUACUUGCGCCUCAAGGCGCUCGUCACNCUUGCCCGCCUCAAUGUGUGGUGGAGCGGCAUGAUGCCAAACCCCUCACCAGACUCAAUCUUGCAGAUUCCGUCAAGGUCCGGUCGCAACAUCAAGGCUCAUGUCUACAAAUCCACUUCUUUUACUCCUGGAAUCCCAUCACCACUCUUGAUCAACUUCCACGGUUCAGGCUUCGUUUUCCCUCUGCACGGCUCCGACGACUUUUUCUGCCGCAAAGCUUCCUCUUCAACUCCCUACUCGGUUCUCGACAUUCAAUACAGCCUUGCUCCAGAAUAUCCCUGGCCAGCAUGUCACAACGAUGCCGAAGAUGUUGUAAAAUGGGUCCUUGGUCAACCUGACAUGUACUCGACUUCUCAAAUCGCCAUUUCUGGUUUCAGCGCUGGUGCAAACAUGGCUUGUGUUGCAGCUGCAUCGACUUUCCCCAAGGAUACAUUCAUCACACUGCUGGCGUUCUACCCGCCUACCGAUCUCUCCAUGACGCCAGAGUCAAAGUCACCCCCAGAAGACGAUGGCAGAUCUAAUGACAUGACUGCAAAAAUGGCAAGCUUGUUCGACGCCUCGUACCUGCGUCUGGACCCCGACAAGGCAGAUCCUCGCGUCUCACCUGCUCUUGGACCUGUAGACAACUACCCCAAGAACUCCUUGUUUAUUACCUGCGGACGCGACAGUCUCUGUCUGGAAACCGAACGACUGGCCAAGCGUGUCGAGGAGAAGCACGGAGAGAGCGUAGUGCUCAGACGCAUGGAGAAAUGCGGACAUGCAUGGGAUAAGAGAGCAGCUCCUGGCUCACAUCAGGAACGCAAGCGUGACGAGGCGUACGGGUUGGCAAUCGACAUGUUGAUGAGAACAAAGCAGCAAUAA